Messenger RNA from Mollisia scopiformis, 841 nucleotides. RefSeq lists its product as uncharacterized. The transcript has a single exon. Lineage: Eukaryota; Fungi; Ascomycota; Leotiomycetes; Helotiales; Mollisiaceae. Bases 328 to 768 code for a protein of 146 amino acids. The record is from RefSeq and is a predicted model, not a curated record.
CUCCUGUCCUAUAUGUCGAACCGCUCUGUAAGAGUUCUAGUAUUUCAGAGCGAACAUUCCUUGUACUGCCCUUUUCCUCUAAAGUUUCUUCUUCACCUCCAUGAAAUUAUUCGCAUCAAGAGUGAAUUGGUAUCAACCCUUAGCAUUGUGCUAUUAUGAUUCAGUCAAUACCUACCAUAACAAUAGUAACCAUGACUCCUCACUUCUCCAUUGUCACCACCACAAUAAUAACCAUGAAUACUAAUACUUUUCAUUCGAUGGCUGCUCCGCCAACUCGAGCUUUCGGAUAUCUCAAAAUUGCACUUCCAAUUUGCAACUCUAGACGCAAUGUGCAAAUACUGUACCAAGCUCUCUCCCCUCAUCCGAGGCUACGAUACUGGACUUAAGGAACCAGUCUUUCGGGCUCUGGCAGCUCUACAUCAAAAUAUCGAGCCUAAUCUCGGCGAUUGCUACCAGUGGAGACAUGAAAAGACGAGCGCAGUGCGUAGACGACUAGGUGCUGUCGAAAAAGUGUUGCGCCUGGAUGCCGUCAGAGAAAUCAUGCAAGAAUUGGAUCAUGAGAUUAUUGAAUUAAAGGAAUCGAUGGUUGAACAUCCGCCAUCUAGGAAGGGUGGGCUGAGUAGGGAGGAUAUCAUGGUGAUGGAUGUGACUCCGAGUCAGAGUGCGAGUAUGGAGAAGAAAGGAAGAGACGUGGAGAGGCGGGCGGCAGAACAAGCACUUGAUGCCAAAAAGGUAGGUGAAGUCGUACGUGAGAUUGAAUCUUGCUAAAGCAAUCAGGAGUCUCCAACGAAGAUUGAGAAGAGAUCCAGAGGAGAUACACCAAGCAAGUAUGAUAAGGAAC